Molecule: messenger RNA, 1404 nt
Organism: Letharia columbiana
Lineage: Eukaryota; Fungi; Ascomycota; Lecanoromycetes; Lecanorales; Parmeliaceae
Exons: 2
Coding region: 1-1404 (467 amino acids)
Biological process (GO): cytoplasm to vacuole targeting by the Cvt pathway; autophagy
Cellular component (GO): phagophore assembly site
Molecular function (GO): phosphatidylinositol binding
Source: RefSeq, a predicted model, not a curated record
AUGGACAACGAUUUCGACAGCGUGUCAUGGCAGAACGAUCCGGACAGUGACAGUUCAAGACCCACCACUGCAGGAACCAGUCGACCGGACGAGACUGCAUAUGGAGCAAAAUCAACCGGUAAAAGGAAAGCAAGCCAUAGCUCAGCACAGGCAGGCGCAGACGCAGACCCUGUGGACCUUGCGGGCAUAGGUGAUGGGAGACUGGAUUGUACAGUGGAUACACCUCUGAAGGAGAACGAUGGCACGAAAGACUCAUACGUCUCCUACAUGGUCACCACGAAGACCGACUUCGCCUCUUUCCAGAAAUCCACCGUCAAAGUACGUCGCCGCUUCACCGACUUUGUUUUCCUGUACAAGAUGCUCUGCCGAGAAUACCCUCAAUGUGCCGUCCCCCCUCUCCCAGACAAGCACAAAAUGGAAUACGUCCGCGGCGACCGCUUUGGGCCUGAUUUUACCCAUCGAAGAGCUCACUCCCUCCACCGCUUCCUGAAACGACUCGUCUUGCACCCGACACUCCGCCGCGCCGCCCUGCUCAUGAUCUUCCUCGAAUCCACAGAUUGGAACUCAACUAUGCGGACUCAUCCUAAACGCAGCAUCAGCGUCUCUGAAUCAGGCACUUCGGUGUUCGACAACUUCGCAGACACAUUUGUUAAUGCCUUUUCUAAAGUCCACAAGCCGGAUAAACGAUUCAUCGAAGUGCGGGAGAAAGCGGACAAACUCGACGAAGAUCUUGGACACGUCUCCCGUAUAGUAGCACGCCUGGCUCGCAGAGAAGGAGAUCUAGAAUCUGAUUACACAGACCUGAGCAUCCAAUUCAUGAAACUAGGAGCUCUGGAACCAGGUGUAGAAGGCCCAGUACAUGCAUUUGCCCAAGGUGUGGAAGAAAUCGCCAAGGGUAUAACGGCGCUGAAGGAACAUACGGACCAAAGCUACCUGGGCAGUUUACGGGACAUGGAAGCCUACACCUCAUCAUUAAAAUCCCUACUCAAAUCCAGAGAGCAGAAACAACUCGACUACGAAGGUCUGACCGAAUACCUCACCAAGGCAUCCUAUGACCGUGACACCCUUGCCUCUUCUGGCCAUACAUCACAAGGUCCCACCGGCUUCAUACGCUCGAAGAUUGAAGAUGUGAGAGGAGUAGAUCAUGAGGUAAGUAGAAGAGAUAGGGUGCGGAAACUGGAAAUGCAGAUUGAAAAGCUAGUGCGUGAGGUAGAAGAUGCGAGAAGAACGACAGAGGCGUUUGAUGGAGAGGUGGUGAGGGAGGUGGGGGAUUUUGAGCGGAUCAAGGCGAGCGAGUUUAGGGAUUGUUUGGGAGCAUUGGCGGAUAAGCAUGUGGAAUUCUAUUCCGGAGUGGUGGAGACUUGGGAGAGUUAUAUUAGGGAGAUGGAGGCGGAGGAAGAGUGA